Molecule: messenger RNA, 1800 nt
Organism: Hymenoscyphus albidus
Lineage: Eukaryota; Fungi; Ascomycota; Leotiomycetes; Helotiales; Helotiaceae
Source: the annotation of a GenBank genome assembly
GCUGAUUGUUGGUCAUCGUGGCGGUUGAGCUCCACCGGGCCACUCCUGAGUAUUCCGCUCCGUUUAGUGAGUGGGUGGCGGAGUGAGUGAUUUUGAGAAUCAAGUUCUUUUAGACUUCUACAUAAGUUGGCCUGGAUAUCUCUCAAGACUCUCUUUUCAUUCCACCACCACCACCUUCUUCCUUUUCAUUUUUGUCCUCUUUUCUUCUCUUCUCUUUCCUUCUCUUCUCUCCUCUUUACUUCUCUUCUCCUCUCGACUUCGGUUCUCUUUACCUUUCUUCCCUUCAACCACAAGUUUUCAUACCAUUCUCACCAUGCAGUUCAGGAGCAUCGCCCUUGUUGCGACCGUCGCACUCUCGACCUUCGCCGAGGCCAGUCCUCCAAGAAAGCACCUCGAACUGCGAGAGCUUCAGACCCGAGAGCCAAAGGAUGGCAGAAAGACAGCCAUUGCUGGUGCCCUCGGCGCCCUCGUUGGACUUGUUGGUAUGCCUUUGACAUUUAUGUUCCACACUGCGAACCACAACCCUGGCGCUAAGGCUGUCGCUCCUGAACCUCCCAAAGCCGCCGACCCCGCCGCCUCAACUGCAUGUUUAAACCCAAAGGUCGCUCCUGUCGCAGUUACUACCAGAGAUCUUGAGACCGUAGCUGCACCCCCAGCAAUCGGAGGUACAACCGCCAAAUUAUAUGGUGUCGGUGCAGGGCUUGGACUAUUGGGAGCUGCUGUUGGCUCUGCCCUGCCAUUCGUCUUCACCAGACCUGGCCCAAAACCUGUCCCCGCUCCCGCUCCCGCUCCAGCUGAAGUCAACGGAACCACCGACUGUUCUCCGAAGCCAAAGGCGCCUUCUGCUCCUCUCGUCGCCAGAGCCUUGAACAAGGAAAAGCUCGGAGCUGGUGCCGCAGGAGUUGGACUGAUCACAGCUAUUGCCAGCUCCAUCUUUCCUUUCAUCUUCACCAGACCUGGUCCUAAGCCCAAGUCCAUUGAGUCUCUGGACAACUCGAACUCUUCUCUUGCCACCGACGAGGCCACCUUCACGCUCUCCGCCUUCCGCAACAAUGUCUCCAUCGCCGAGACCGUUUCUUUCCCACACACCCUAAACCUUGGAGUCCCCGCCACUCUCGCUCUCGACUGUGGAAACAUCGCCGUGACUCUUCGCCAGUUCGAGGCUUUCACUUGUGACUUCAAACUGGUAAGCUCCCCUCCCAUUCCGUGUUUCCAAACUCUGACUAACCAAUCUCCCAACAGCCAUCCAACAUGCCAAACGCAACCCUCACCGGCGAGAACCCAGGUCAAUCUCUCUCAUUCGAGGUUGCUGGAGACUGUGUCGGUGUGGAGUUCAAGGUUACCAACGAUUGUGCUGAUUGCCCUACACCACUAAACGUCGACUGUCAAGGAAACGUCGAUGGAACCGACAACGAAGUAGCGCUUUGCGCCACUGGUUCGACUCUUGCGAAAUGCUAAAAAUUUGGAUAACAUAUUUCUUUCCGGCCGCGAUUCUUGAUGGAUAAAUACUGCGAUACAGAGGGCGUUUUUGGACAAUUUUCUGUUGGUGAUACCCGCUGGACUCUCUCUGGAGAGGAAUUCAGGCUUGGAACAGGCUUCUUGUUUUUCCACUUUUCUUUGGUGUUUUGUUUGUUUAGUGGUGGGGGUGAUUGAAUCAUCGUUCUUCUCGAAGAAGAAAUCUUUCUUCGUGAAGAGGAUUGGGUGUGCGAAUGUUGGCUCUGUGGGCUUCACUCGGGCUUCACUCAUUGUAUAUAUGACUCAUAUUUGAGAUGCGCGGAUCGGAUAGAUGGGUACGGGAUA